CGUCCGUGUGGGCCACGAGGGCCGGUGCGGAGAUGCAGCAGCUACCAAGAGGGGGCUGCUGGCGUGCGGUGCUGGCUCGGGCCCGCCGCGCAGUGUUCUUUGCAGGGCCCCGCGGGGCCUCGGGCGGCCCGGGUUGCGCUUGGGACGCCCCUUCCGGAGCCGGCGAGCUGCGGGGCGAGCUUGACAGAUUCGGGGGCGUCUCCGUGCGCCUGGCGCGGCUGGACGCAAUGCACCGCUUGGACCCGGUCGCCUUCCAGAGGGCCUUGCAGGCUGCAAUACAGAAAUGGAGAUCAGAAGGUAGAGUAGCAGUAUGGCUGCACGUUCCCAUCCUCCAAAGUCGACUUAUUGCCCCUGCCGCUUCCCUGGGCUUCUGCUUUCACCACGCAGAAUCGGACUCAUCCACGCUGACUCUGUGGCUGGGAGAGGGGCCCAGCAGAUUACCAGGAUAUGCUACACAUCAAGUGGGAGUUGCAGGAGCUGUAUUUGAUGAAAAUACUAGAAAAAUAUUGGUUGUACAAGAUCGAAAUAAAUUGAAAAAUAUGUGGAAGUUUCCAGGAGGCCUGUCAGAGCCUGGAGAAGAUAUUGGAGAUACAGCAGUUCGAGAAGUUUUUGAAGAGACUGGUAUAAAGUCAGAAUUCAGGUCCCUCCUGAGUAUUCGGCAACAGCACACCCAUCCUGGAGCUUUUGGAAAGUCAGAUAUGUAUAUUAUCUGCCGCCUAAAGCCAUAUUCAUUCACCAUAAAUUUUUGCCAGCGUGAAUGCUUAAGGUGUGAGUGGAUGGAUCUCAGUGACCUAGUCAAGACUGAAAAUACAACUCCGAUCACCAGCAGAGUCGCUAGGCUGCUGCUCUAUGGAUACAGAGAAGGGUUUGACAAGAUUGAUCUGACCAUGGAAGAACUUCCAGCAGUUUACACAGGCUUGUUCUAUAAAAUCUAUCACAAGGAACUGCCAGACAGUUAUAAAACUAUGACAGGCAUGGAUUAAAUUUAUAUUUACAUGGUUUUAAAAUGUUUAAAUAAAUUGUACCUGUAGAUUAAUGUGUGCCAUAUUAUAAGAAGUAGUGGACAUUUGGGUUAACUAAAUAUCUGACUUAAAUUUUCUAAUGUCUAUGAUUGCCGUGAAGAAAACUUGUUUGUACGUAUGCACAUUUUAAAAGCCUCUUUUCAAAUGAAGCAAAUGUAUGAAAAAGAUUGUAGCUGUAAGUAAGCUUCACUGGAUAAAGGCAAAUGCCUAUCCACUAAAAAGUGGAAGUCUAUGCAUUUUCCAGGAAUUUUUGUUUUUGUUGUUGUUUUAACUAAGGCAAUGGUUAAAUAUUUUACUGUUAGAUAAAAGGCUGUCUGACCAGUUACCUAAACUGAGCAGAUAGCUGUAUACAUUUUUCUUUUUCUUUCAUCAACAAAUUUCUAAAAUAUACCUCUUCUUUCAUGAGGUAUAUGAAAUGAGAUCAGAUGCUGCCAUUAAGAUCAGCUCUUAGCAGACAUUGGAAGAAAAAGUAUAGCUUUCUGCCCAGGUCCUGUUUUGGGUCCAAGUUUAUACUGCCCAGUUCGUUUCAGUGCCACAUACCAACUGGAGUAUUUCCUUGACCGGUAAGUAUUGUAGUUAUUAGAUUCCAAUCGUUCAAAAAAGAAGCACUCAUCUGUAACACAUUUCUGAAAAACAAAGGAAAAAUUAGUAGUUGUUGUCAUACUUUUCAUGUUAAAUAUUUAACGACAGUACACAGUGCUUUGGGUCCAGCAGGACAGUCAAACUAGUGAGACUCAACAGGCCAAAAUCUGACAGAAUCUGAGUCUGCAGAAAGACGCAGCGCAGGAACACAGCAUAUCAGCAGGACAAUUGCAAGCACAUUUCUUCAGAGGAGCAGUCCAAGGACCAUUCUCCAGCCCCUCAAUGAAUGGACAGGUCAGGUGCUAGGCAGCAAGAGCACACAGGUGGUGUAGGAACCACACUGGCUCAGACUUGAAACAUCCCAUGAACAUAGAUUUCAGUGGUCUCCAAAAGAGACAUACAUCCAGUAACAAGAAAGACCUAAAAGUGAUUAAUAGCUCCUGUAGUCGGCUUCUAGAGAUAAGAAUUUUACUGGAUAUUUACUUGGCUUUAAUGUUUUGACUACUGUUAACUGAACUUUUAAAAAUUGAAAUGCAAACUUACCUAGUUGCUCAUUUUUUUUUUUGUAACUUACUAAGAAAGCAACUUAAGUGCAAAUAAGUCACAGGUAGCCUUACAAAGAAGCAUACAUUGCACAAGGACCCAGCUAUACGAUACCCAGGACUGUCUCAUGAUUUUCAAAGAGAUUCAAAUGUAAUAACAGUGACACGGAUACUCUGUAGCCAAUACUUGCUACCUUUGCUGAAAUUAUUGUGCUUCCUUUAUUAACUGAAAUUAACCCUGUUUUACUUUAUCUUGUCAUUUUUUAGUGCCACCAAUAAAAAUCUUCCUCUUUCUCUAUUCCAGGUUUAAGGUCAGGAGUCGAAAAGUAAAGAGUGAAAAGUCAUGUAAUCGUAAAGAUAAAAUGAAAGGUCAGCAUUGAGCAUCAUGGGCUCAUUUCCCAGAAAUAGACCUAAACCACAUCAGUCAGUUAUCCUCAGGACGUUGAUAUGCUCAUUUUUUGGUGUUCAGUCAGCCUACAGGGUGUCCCACCUUGCUAGUUAGCACUCCCUAUAAUGCUUGGCCAACUGGGAUACAUACCAUGCCAGUAAUAUUUGCCUUCUCAGCCAGUUGCUAGUAUUUUAGAGAAAAGAAAUAGUACCAGGGAUUAAGUGGAUAAUAUUGAUACAUUAUGGAAACCACAAGUUUUUGUUUUUUUUUUUUAAACAGAGGUUACUUGUACCUUUUUACACAGAGGGGAGAGAAGGAAAUUGUGCAUCUGUGCUGAACAUUCAGACAUGUAAGUUUACUAAACAGCUGAUGUGCACUUGAAAACAAACUGCAUUUUUUUAAUGGGUAGUAGAGCCAAAAUUCAGCCUCAAUAAAAGCAUGCAUCUAACAUCCCAUUUUAAGCAAUUUUCAGUUCUCUCCAUCCUAAGUUUACAAAUCAUCUUCAUUGGUUGUGAUGUCAAUAAUCCUGUUAAAAACUGAUGCAGUGUAAUUUUUUUAACCUUUAUAAAC
Molecule: messenger RNA, 3104 nt
Organism: Mesoplodon densirostris (Blainville's beaked whale)
Lineage: Eukaryota; Metazoa; Chordata; Mammalia; Artiodactyla; Ziphiidae
Gene: NUDT6
Product: nudix hydrolase 6
Exons: 5
Coding region: 33-983 (316 amino acids)
Molecular function (GO): NAD binding; ADP-ribose diphosphatase activity; NADH pyrophosphatase activity
Source: RefSeq, a predicted model, not a curated record